Bradysia coprophila is the source of this 2336-nucleotide messenger RNA. It is a transcript of the gene Dsp1, whose product is annotated as Dorsal switch protein 1. Gene Ontology annotation, cellular component: nucleus. The record is from RefSeq and is a predicted model, not a curated record. Gene Ontology annotation, molecular function: DNA binding. NCBI's taxonomy places the organism in Eukaryota, Metazoa, Arthropoda, Insecta, Diptera, Sciaridae.
CUUCAGCCUCUGAACACUGAAACAGAAUACACGAAUUUUGUUUUGCCGCGCACUUUUACAUCGUUAUCUCGUCAUUAAAGUAAUUUCCGCGUGUUAAUGCACGAUGUGAUAAUAAAUAUUCGAAUAAAGAGAAACAUUUUUUUAAAACCGAAUUACUGAAAACAAAUCCAUCGUGUUUAUUUACAAUUAUUUUGUGUGGACUAGUGAAUGCGUGUUUGUUUUCGUUAUUUUUUUCGAUUCGGGGGUUAAAUUUAUAAGCCAAAACGACGAAUAUAAUAGAACAAAUUCAAUCGACGAAGUUGAAUUUCUCUGACGGUUCAACGAAUAAUGUUAACGUUCUUUCGUUCGAUUCGAUAUUUUCGUACAACAAAUACGCAUGGUUUUUAACAGUCUUCAUACACAUUUUGGAUAAAAUUGUGUGUUUCUAAUAAGCAUUUGAAGAAGAAGAAAAAAAAAUUGUAAAAAAAAUUAUUCAACGUUGCAAGGAAAUAUGAGAGACGCAGAUUCACAAAAUAAUUUCAUAAAAUAACCAGUUCGUACAUUGAAAACGAUAUAGCUGGGUGUGUGUACGUGUAUUAGUGUAAUAAUUUUUUUUUUUCGUCGGCACAUAUUGUGUAUAAAUGUGUGUGUAAAGGGCACUUGAGAAGCGUCCUUUUUGUUUUAAUAUAAAACAAAACAAAGAAGCAGCGCGCGUUUCAUGAUAAUAUAAAUUCAAAAUUGAUUGGUUCAUACAGUGGUAGUAAAUAAGACAACGAUAUAAACUUUCAAAUAAGUAUAAAGAAGAAAAAAACGAAUCGGGAGUUUAUUUUUUUUUUCUGUUUUAAAACAAAUACAACACAGUAAUAUAUAAAAAUAUUUUUUUUUCGGUCAUAUUCUAUAAUAUACAAAAAAGAAACCCAUUAUAUUAUUGACGAAAGACAUUUUCUUUGUGUUUGUGUAAAGUGUUUUAAAUUUAAAUUCGAUAAUUAUGUCGGAGCACCAUCGAGGUGCUUGGGGUACGCGUGAAGAUGCCGUCUGGUGGCCUGGAGCAAUAGCCACACAGGAUCAACAAACACUUCACCAUCAGCAUUUAAUAAAUCAGCAUCAUCAACAACAGUUGCAACAGCAAGCCCAAAUUCAACAACAUCAAGUUGUUCAACAGCAACAGCAGCAGCCACAGCCCCAACAGCAAUCGCAGCAGCAGCAACAACAACAGCAACAGCAACCGACAUCACAUAAUGAUGUUUCACGUAGCAAUAGCACAACUUCCUGUGUUCCUACACAACAAUUAUUUUCAUAUAAAAUGGCAAGCAGUUUUCAAAAUCCUUCAACUACAAUGUCUGGUGUGACCGUAUCAACGGCGAAUUCCGGUGCAUAUGAUUAUCGUUUAAAUAUGUCACCAGCGGCACCAACUACGCAAUGGUGGUAUCCGUCUGGGCAAAAUAUGGAACAAAAUAUGCAUAGCCAGCCAAAUCAGCAUCAACAAUCUAACCAACAUCAAACAGUCCAUGCCGUACAUACACCUCCUCCUACGAAUCAACAUAUACAACAAGAUCAUCAACAGCAGUUGCAACAAAAUCAUAAUAAUCAAAACAACCAACACAUACAAAUUCAAACUCCACCUGCAAAAAUGCCAAGAGGUAAAGGCCCCGACGCCAAACCAAGAGGCCGUAUGACAGCGUAUGCAUUCUUUGUGCAAACAUGCCGGGAAGAGCAUAAGAAGAAGCAUCCAGAGGAGACUGUUAUAUUUGCUGAAUUUUCAAGGAAAUGCGCUGAACGAUGGAAGACGAUGUUGGACAAAGAAAAGAAGAGGUUCCAUGAAAUGGCCGAAAAGGACAAGGCCCGUUACGACCUGGAAAUGCAAAACUAUGUGCCACCGAAGGGGGUUGUUAUUGGUCGUGGAAAGAAGCGGAAGCAAAUCAAGGAUCCGAAUGCACCGAAGAGAUCGCUCUCGGCAUUCUUCUGGUUCUGUAAUGACGAACGCACAAAGGUCAAGGCUCUGAAUCCUGAGUAUGGAGUUGGCGAUAUUGCGAAAGAACUCGGCAAGAAGUGGUCCGAUGUGGAACCGUCUACUAAAUCAAAGUAUGAGGCUAUGGCUGAAAAAGACAAGAAGCGAUAUGAAGUUGAAAUGACUGAAUAUAAGCGAAAAUGUAAGGGCAUUCAACCCAUGGUCGUUGCACCGCCACCAGUUGUUAUGCAAGAGGAGGAGGAUGACGAUGACGAAGGUGACGAUGACGAAAACUAAUACGUAGUUACGGCAUUACGUAGGGCGUAUUAAUACGACUUAGAUUUUCGAUAAGCUAUUUGUUUAUGUAAAAUGUAAUUACUUCAAAAAAAAAAUACAAAUUAAAAAAAAA